This is a messenger RNA of Argiope bruennichi, 1124 nucleotides long. RefSeq names its product protein ABHD11-like. Gene Ontology annotation, cellular component: mitochondrion. Bases 104 to 1036 code for a protein of 310 amino acids. Lineage: Eukaryota; Metazoa; Arthropoda; Arachnida; Araneae; Araneidae. The transcript is spliced from 7 exons. The record is from RefSeq and is a predicted model, not a curated record.
GCACUGAGAAUCGGCAUAUUGAAAGUUUCCUUUAUAUAUUGUGUAGAUAAUUUGUCUUUCCGAUUCAUUGUAACAGAAACAGAUACUGACACAAAAGCUGAAAAUGUUGCUGCUUUCCGUUCUGGUUUGUUUAUCUUCACUCAUGCAAACAUCGUUAUCAACUCCUGUUUCAGCUGCAAAGCCCCAACCCGUGGAACUGAAAUAUUCUUGUAUGGCUGUUAUUCCUGCGGACCAUCAAGAAAUUAGACCAGAUGAUGUGCCUAUUAUUUUGCUUCAUGGUUUGAGCGGAAACAAAGAAUCCUGGCACGGUUUUUUCGAAGUUUUAGCUCUAGACACUAAAAAGAAAGUUUGCAUUGCAGAUUUACGAAAUCAUGGUGAGAGCCCUUGGAAUAGCGACGAGUAUGAUGUUGAGGCCAUGACUGAAGACGUAAAACAUUUGAUAGAUCGACUCAAAGCUCAAAAAGCAAUUGUACUUGGUCACAGUAUGGGAGGAAAAGUAGCUGUUCACUUAGCAUUAACUUACCCAGAAAGAGUCGAGAAAAUUAUUGUGGAAGACAUGAGAGCAAAUGGUAUUUCUUCUGAAGGUCUGCAAGAGGUACAAUUUUAUAGUAAAGUGAUGAAAGACCUAGAAAAAGACAUACCUCAAGGAGUCUCGGAGAUAGAAGCAAAAAAAGCGUUCUUAAAAAUCUUAAAUGAACGCCUGGAAAAGGUAGAUUUGUCUUUCAAAAUGGAUGACCUUAGAGUUAUACCAAUCAAGUGUUCCGAUGGAAAAUGCAAAUGGAGGUUUAAUUCUAUAUUACUGGACGCACUUUUGAGUAAUCCUGAUGAAUUAUUGAACGAAAGUUCUGGUCGUUUUGAUGGACCAGCACUUUUUAUUUACGGUGGUAAAUCCAAUUUUAAAGUAGGAGAAGAUGAGAGCAACAUUAAAAAGCUAUUCCCUAAUGCAAAACUUGUUGAAGUAGCAGACAGAGAUCACUUGGUGCACACAUCUAAGGAAUUCAUGAGAGAAAUCGUCAAAUUCAUCAGCGAUAAAUGAAAACAAAAUCUCUGUUUUUUUAAUAUACUAUUAUGAACUGUUAUGAAUAAAACUUGAUACAAUAAAAAUAGCCAUAUCUUCAUAAGUA